Molecule: messenger RNA, 7119 nt
Organism: Marchantia polymorpha subsp. ruderalis
Lineage: Eukaryota; Viridiplantae; Streptophyta; Marchantiopsida; Marchantiales; Marchantiaceae
Source: the annotation of a GenBank genome assembly
GGAGGGGAGCAGCGAGGCGAGGCGAAUUGCGGAGGAACUGCAGAAUCCGACGAUGGCUCUGGUUGGAGGGAGGGCCGUGAGGAGCUUGUAGCGGAGCGGGGCAGAGCAGAGCUCAUGGCUUCAUGGAGUGGGCCCGUGCGUGCGAUUUCGGUGCAAUCUGGGGCACCUUUUGGUGAAAACGCUGGUUUGCAAAACCUGUCGAAGUAAUGAUGCGCACUAAUAAGGAGGAUCGCAGCAAUUAGGUCGAAGCUCUGGCUUUGUGAGAGCGAGGCCCGUGAUGUCCUCGGCUGUUCUGUCCUGCGUUUUCUCCCUUUCCGCUGUUACGCGAGGAGUGGACGUGCCCUCUGGUGCCCGACCUCGUCUCCAGCGAGGUCUGAAUGUCAGGCAGGAAUGAAAAUGGUCUGCGAGCCCGACAAGCCGGAUUGGCGAUGUAGGGCGAGCGACAGCGUCGCGAGUCAGGAGGAGCUCGAUGCGCCUCGCUUUCUCUCGCGCCUUCGUGCACUUUGACGGAGCGCUUGGCCGCGGGGCUGGGCUGGAAUGCAGGAGGUCCGGAGAGAGUCGGAGAGCGGCCUGGGAGCUCGUUGUGCCGCAAGCGGAAAGCUCAUGUGACAUGUCCCAGCUGUAUCCCGACGUGGGGUCUGUGUGAAGAUCGGGAUGUGAGCGCUUGUCAGGAGAUGGAGGAAACAGAAGAGCAAAAUGUGCCCGUCGUCGAUGAGGCAAUGCGGACAAGGGUGUUCCCCGUCUUAGGCGGAGUUGUGAGUGCAAGUGAGUGGGCUGGCGGAGGUGUUGUGAAGGUUGUCACGGAUAGAUUGCAGGUUUUUGGGACGGAGAGCUAUUCUCUCGAGGCUGCACGUGAAGGAGAGGAUGAUAUAGCCUCUGUGUGCACGGAAGCUCCUUCUACAGGUGGAUUACCUUCGAAAUUUCUGAGUGCGUCCAGCCCUUUCUUGAAAGUAGUUGCAGACAAUGUCAUCGAUAGGCGGGAAAGUGACGCGGACGAUGGGCGGGAAAGAGGUCCCAAUCUAGGAAUUGCUCCCAAAGCUUCUAAUGGCUCAUUAUCCAACUGUCGCGAUCCUGUCUGGUCGAACUUGUUUCCAGAGAAGGCAAGUCAGCAGCGUUUGAAAAAAUUGCCGCUGGCCACAAGUGUAGGGAAUGCUUCUGAAAAGACAGCUGAAAUAUUUGCGCACGGGGUGGAUAGCAACACCGCUGCCGGUGGUGCUGUACACGAGCGAAUGUCCGGGUCAAAAUCUUCUAGAAAAUUGGGGAUACUCGCCGGGACCCCUGAGCGCGUUUAUCGUCGAAGGCAACGAAGUUUGAAGGAUUUAUCUCUUCACGACAAUAUAUGCUCCAAUCACUCCAAGGGUGGAGUUGGGACUUUCUCAGCUGGUGUAAAAGCUGGUGUUAAAGCUGGCGAAACGGGCUUGUCAGUCAACAGUCCUCCUGUAAAAGUUCGACGUAAAGCUAAAGUUCUCCACAAUGAGCGCAGUAUUCAUCCCGGUCAUUCUCGUCUGAAAUGGACUCCAAAAGACAUCUCUCUGUUGGGUGGAGCAGAUAAUUCCUUUCAGUCGGCAGAUGUCGCGGCAAUUCCUGGGGUACAAAGGCAGAGUACACUGGACCAACUUUGGAAGCAGCCUGCUGUAACAAUCGGUUGUACAGGUUUCGUAAAAAAUGGGCCAAAGGAAACUCACCCGGUGGAAAUCUUCGUUUCAGGGGUAUCUAAACGCGAGCGUGCUGCUGCCAUUGCCAAGCGGAAAAUGGCUGGUGCAGAUUGCAAUACGACCGAGCUACCUCCUAAAGGCAACGUUUUCCCUGUUAUCCCUCUAGAUAAUGAGGCAUUGCAUAGAAAGCGCCAAAAGACCUGGAGGUGGAAACGUGGAUCAAAGUCGGUCUCCGGUUUGUCUUCUGAUGAAUUUCCGGAGAAAAGUAUAGCUCAAGUUGGCAGGGUGGGACACCAAGGACUGUCAUCUUCAGCCAAAGUCCAGGUAAGGAAAAGGCCAAGUCAGUUAACCGUGGCUGAGUUGCAAUCAUCCGCAAUUCCAGACGGCAUUCAGACGGCACCGGCCUUGAAAAAGGUGAAGCACUUGGGAGAAAGUGCUUGUACAGAUUUAGUCAUGAAACUUACGGGCAGGAAGCAAGUACCGAGGAUAAGAAAAGAUGGAAGACCCGAUGAAAGAUUCAAGCAGAUAGGAAGUGUUUGUGUAGUUACUCAGUCUCACGUUAGUGUACAGUGUGAUCAGCCUCCAGUUCUGGAGGAUGAAAAAGGAAUGCGCCCGGAAGAAUCUACAUCGAAGGUUUUCGAACGGAAACAUCCUGCGGGGUAUAGAAAGGAUGGGAAACCUGAUGAAAGAUUCAAGUUUAAGAAGGCGGGACCAGGCUCUGCAGAUUGCUCCACACAACCAUGGGACCCGACACCUUACUUAUUUACUCAAGAGAAGUUCAAAAGUGGAGAUGGAGUUUCAGAUUCCUCUGCUCUUGAAGGAAGCAAAUUAAUAUCUGGCAUCAGAAAGAGUAUAAAAGCUGAGCCUUCUCUUAUUUGCAAAGAAAAGUCAGCUACGGCUUAUCUGUUGGCUGAUUCCUUAGAAGGCACUCAUUUGACUCAGGACUUUCCUUAUCAGAGAAGGUCUUUAGACCCCGCGGUGCUCGCCGACGAAGUGAGUUCUAAGCAAGAAAAGAGAUUUUCACUAGGCACUAGGAAGGAUGGCAGACCUGAUGAGAGGUUCAAGCGUAGAGACAAUUCGACAAUGGGAGCUAGUGUCGGGCUCGAAGCGAAUGGUCAGCCUAGCAGUCUCAAUUUGAAUCGCGGGAAAAGAACAAAAUAUAAACCACUUUCCAGAACUGCCGUAGGAAAGCAUCAACAGAAUAAGCUUCCAGCAGAUGAUUCCACAGAUGUAAAUGUUUCUGACAUCGUUGGCGAAGCCAGCAACGACUCCAAAGUACGGUUGCUUGAACGAUCGGAGGUCAAUGUGGAGGAAACUAAGCGAAUGAAGCAGCUCACUGAAGUAGCAAUGAGGCUCUCUUCUGGGACCGAGAAGGGAUCUAAAAGAAGGGCUAAGAAGAGCAGGGAAUAUCAACCAGACGAGCCAGCCAAAGUUGUUGGACUACAGGAUGCAAAUGUUACAGCUGCGAUGAGUCACGUGAAGAAGCUCCCCGAAGUUCAAAAGAAUGGAGUGAGGAAACCGAAGAGGGUGCAGCUGAAGCGUCUGUUUGUGGACAAUCCGGAUCACCCUCAACCACCUGUCUACAGUAAAUUGAUGAACAGUCGAGUGAUAAAGUCUUUGUGGAGCCCUCCUAAGCAGAUGAAGCACAUGGCCGAGAAGGGUCCUGUAGAAUCUAGCUUUGCUCCCAAAACAGCGAAGUCCACCAAGUUCCUAUCAUUGCAACAGCUUGAUAGGCAGGAGAAACUGGAGAAGCCAGUAGGAAGGCCGGGUUUAUCUGUGAAAGAAAUAUCUGAUCAGAUGUGUGCCUCUGACGAAACUAUCUCUGACUGUCCUCUUGCCAUGAAGAGUCAGACUCCACAGUCGAGCCUUCUCGUUACAGAUGAUCGACAUCAACCUCGUAACAAGCAAAAGGUGGGAAUAAGGUCUUCACACCUCAGCAAUGUUAUUGUGUCGAGCAAAGAGCAUUACAAUUUGAAGGUCUCCACGUCUGACCAGCCUGUACUUUCCGGACCAUCUGAGAAACAGCAAGCAGAUCUCGGAGAUAUGAAUCCUGGGGUGAGAAUGACUCCUAGAACACGGAAACUAACUGACGCCAUGCAGAACUUCCUCUUACAGAAGGCAACACUGUUACAACAAUGGAAAGAAAUGGAACUCGGAAAAAUUCAUCCUUCGGCUUUAAUAGGUCGCAGUUGCAAGAUCUUUUGGCCGUUGGACAGUGAGUGGUAUCCAGGAGUCAUACAUGAGUAUAAUCCUCAGACGCGAAAGCAUCGGAUUGAUUAUGAGGACGACGAAAGGGAAUGGGUACUUCUUGGCAAAGAACGAGUGAAGCUUUACGUGUCAGCAGAAGAAAGCAAGGCAUUGGAAAUAUCAUUUGGAGAAGGUUCCCUUAUGGGAGAAUCAAAGAAGUUGGACGCAGAUGAGCUGGCGGUCUUGGCGGCAGGCAUGGAAGACUAUGGAGGGGAACUUAGUCAUGGCGAUCUUGUGUGGGCCAAAGUGAAGGGUUAUCCGAUGUGGCCAGCAUUUGUGAUGGAUGAAGAACACGCAAUCAUCAGUGGGCUAGAACCGGCAAGUCGCGAGCGCACUGUACCUGUUCAAUUUUUCGGCAGUUAUGACCAUGCAAGGAUCAGCUGCAAAAAAGUCAUACAAUUUUCUAGAGGGAUCAUGCACAAGUAUCACACGAAAUGUAAGAGGACUGUCUUUGAGCAAGGGCUGCAAGAAGUCGAGAGGUAUCUGAAGGAAUGCAAGCUUCCGGAGAGCAUGAUGCAGCUCCAGGAAGAUGUCUCAGACAUCGCGAAAGAAAAGAUAGAGGGUGCAGUGAAUCCCGAAGAAAGCGAAGAAGAAGCAGACUUUGGAAAAGAUGAGAAGUUAAGCGUGAUCAAGAAGAAUCUAGAAUGCCCAUUGACUAUGCCAUUGAAACUUGGAGGCCUUCAGGUCCUCUGUCUAGGCAAAAUCGUUAGAGACUCCGAACAAUUUCACAACGAGCAUCAUAUUUGGACUGACGGAUACUCUGCUAUUCGGAAGUUUACCUCGAUAAAGGAUCCUCAAAAGCUUGUAGAUUACAAGAUGGAAAUCGAGAGGAAUCCAACCAUGCGAUCAUUACCGUUAUUUCGAGUAUCUCCGGAGGAUGGUAAACCGGUAGAGGGUCCGAGUGCAUCAGCAUGCUGGAAACGAAUCCUCAUAAAGAUUCAAAGAGUGAAAGAGAAAGCCGGACUUUGCGAGGCCACCUUGCUUGAAAAGAAACGUCAGUCUUUCAGAUCCGGUCCUUCCUUAUUUGGUUUUGGCAAUCGACGGGUGGCCAAACUUAUACAGACUUUACCGUACGCAAGAGUUUGCUCCAAAUUCACUGCGUGGAUUGAGAAACCUUUACUUGAGGAUGGUGCUGAGGAACCGCUGCCAGCUGGUUAUAGGCCAGUCGAGUUUCGAUGGAAGCACCUUGAUCGAUGUAGUGUGUGUUACUUAGAUGAGGAAUAUGCCGAUAAUCAGCUGCUGCAGUGCGAUAAGUGCAGGAUCAUGGUGCACAUGUACUGCUAUGGUGAACCCGAGGCGCCAGAUGGAGACUUGUGGUUGUGCAACCUCUGCCGUCCUGGAGCACCUAGAAAUGCCCCUUUUUGCUGCCUGUGUCCUGUUACAGGUGGGGCAAUGAAGACAACCACUGAUGGGAGAUGGGCCCAUAUCACAUGUGCCAUGUGGACGCCAGAGACUUGCCUAGUCGAUGUUAAACGGAUGGAGCCCGUCGAUGGAAUAAGUGCCAUUAACAAGGAACGGUGGAAACUCGUUUGCACUGUCUGCAAAGUGCCAUAUGGAGCCUGCAUACAGUGUUCUAAGCCGCACUGUCGUGUAUCAUUCCAUCCCUUGUGUGCAAGAGCAGCGGGUCUGUCCAUGGAGGUGAUGGAAGAAAAGGCUGGAAGUGUGCCAGACAAUGACAGUGGUCUCCAACUGCUAACAUAUUGCAAGAAACAUAAACCAGCAGCUCAAGGAGGGUGUACCAAACCACAAUCUCAGCAACAUGUUGCAGCAGCGAGGAUUGUCCAAACGGACUGCCCCCAACCCAGUUCCUCGGGGUGUGCUCGUGGUGAACCUUACAAUAGUGCCCUUCGACGUGGACACAGAGAACCUGAGGCACUUGCUGCGGCCUUGCGAAAACGCUCUUUCGUGGAAAAUAUGCCUUACAUUGUAACUGGGUGUAUGAGAAGUCCUCCAGAUCGAGAUUCGAAAGGGUUUGGUGGUAGUCUCUGGUCUUUUCACUGGAAGCAGUCCAGAAUAUCUAACGCAUUGUCUACUGAGGGUCCACUGAACGAGGAUGAAAUUGACAAUGGGAAGAUUGUACUAUCCAUGUCAGAAAGGUUUCGUCACAUGAAAUCCACCAUGCACCAACGUCUGACUUUUGGCAAGUCCGCAAUUCAUGGUUGGGGAGUCUUUACGAAAAGGGCUCACUGUGCAGGCGACAUGGUUAUCGAAUAUGCUGGGGAGAUUGUUCGCCCUAUAAUUGCCGACAUCCGAGAACGUCGCUCCUAUGACUCCCUUGUGGGUGCUGGAACGUAUAUGUUUCGCAUUGAUGAUGAGCGUGUAGUGGAUGCAACUCACGCUGGAAGCAUAGCACAUCUCAUCAACCACUCUUGUGAGCCAAACUGCUAUUCAAGGGUGGUAGCGGCCAGCGGUGAAGAUCACAUAAUAAUUUUUGCCAAACGAGAUAUUCCUGAAGGAGUGGAGCUCACAUAUGAUUACAGGUUUGCCUCAAAGGAUGAACUGUUGACAUGCUAUUGUGGGUGUACUGGUUGUCGGGGUUCUGUUAACACGUUUGGGUCUGACGAAGAGCCAACGAGAAUAAUUGCUCCUCGGUCCGAGCUUACAAAGUGGAUUGUAUGAACCGAGAUCGUCCACGAACAACCUACUUGAGCAAUUCUAGGCAUCGGCUGAAUCGGAAGAGGUCUAAGUCCAGGAUGUGUCAUCAUAAGCAAGGAUGGAGCAAGAAUUAGACUUGUAUCAGCGUUGUCAUCACUAACUGCCAGUCUCCAAAUGAAUUGUGAUACCUUGUUACUGUCAUUGCUUAUACCGCCUAGUAGAUGGUAGAGAAUAUUCAAAUUUUUGGGAAUAGUUUUCGACAUUCGAGGGUCGGAUAUUGUAAGUAGGAGGAUAGAAACUGUCUCUGCCAGAAAGUUGCCAAGCAUGUCUUUCAAUUUGGAAGUAAGGUAGACUCAGAACUGUUGACAGACCUCUUCCGUGGCUUCCACUAUCAGUAGGAAACGAUGAGUGGAUGAGAUUUUCCACUGAGAUUCCCUUUAUGUAGUCAGUCAAUCUUAGAUCAGGACAUUCUUUUGUUUAAACUAGUUGCUUUUACGCCUUGCAUCUGUUCUGUAAGCCUCUGAUAUGAAGUUUUUAAGCCGGAUAAAGAAAUUAGUACUUGUACAUUGAACAAUCAAUACAACAAUUUGCUUGUAUAUGAUUCGGACAUCAUGUAACAUGA